Molecule: messenger RNA, 2616 nt
Organism: Anopheles maculipalpis
Lineage: Eukaryota; Metazoa; Arthropoda; Insecta; Diptera; Culicidae
Exons: 6
Coding region: 1-2571 (856 amino acids)
Source: RefSeq, a predicted model, not a curated record
AUGUCUUAUACAGAAUAUUCAAAAGUAUUAGAAGCGUUCAUAGCGAAACAGAAACGACUGCUAGAAUUAGACAAAGAACGUGUAUCCAGUGCUCCACCGGAAGUACCGAAGAAACAACAAAAUUCUACUCCACCCGGAGAACCACGCAAGAUAGAUUCCGGGAGUGUGAUAACUGGUGACCGCAUCCCUUCCAAUCCGUCCAACGCUAAGCUUUCCAAGGAAAAGGUCAAUUCUCAAAUAAGUCGCAAAACAAAUAUCGUGCAAGAAGAAGAAAAUACCGGUGUACGCGUUAAAACUUUCCGUGAACUAACAGGAGCAGCGGGAGGAGGAUCUAUCGAUUCGAUAAAUAUUGACCCACGGCAGGAUGUUGUGGAUAACCUAUCAUCGGCAUCCGAGGAAGGACCGUCAACCGUUCCAUCGGCAAGCGGUGCGAAACAAAUGUCGCCGCAACAGGAUGAAAUGGAACAGUGGGUCUCGGAUACGUUCUUUUCGUACUUUCCGAGUUUCAACAAAAAGCAAAAGGAACAAAAAACCGUCCUGUCCCGUACGCGCCAGCAGGAGUAUCAAGAGUAUUUGAAAAAUAUUCCGGAAGUGACGACCAAACACCAGCAGUACAUGCAAAAGUACGGCACCGGCAAACCGUCCGGGACGGAGACGACCAAUGAGAAGGGUACGAGUCCGCCACCACCGCCCGCCGCCGGUCAGCCGCAGGUCCGGUUCGGCAAGUCACUGGUGGCGGAAGCGAAUGUCAACUUCCGCAAAGGUAGCCCGCGUGAGAAGUUGAUCCAAGAUUUAGCCCAUACUGAUCUGCCUACCAUUCUUAACACAGACACUAUCGAUCGCAGGAACAGGAUGUUGGCCGAUGAGGAAAGUCGCCGCAAGAUGGAAUAUCAGAAGGAGCUCAUCAAGCAGAUCGAGGAAAAGCGUAAAGAGGUGGAACGAUUGCGCGAGAAGGAAAAGCUCGAAGAGGAAAUGCUGACCAGUCGUUUGGAACAGCAGCUUAAAACGAUGCAGCUCGAGGAGCAGCUCGAACACGAACGGGUGCGCAGUGAAAAGAUCCGUAUCGCCAACGAACAGAACCACAUUCGCCGGCUGCAACUGUUGGCUAACCUCGAGAACGAUCACAAACUCUUCAAUCCGUACGAUGGUCAGCGGAAAGCAUUUUCGGAAAAUGGUGUAAAAGUGGUAGCACCCGCGCCAGGAACAUCAUCCAUUCCACCGGGUGCAUCCCAACAUCCUAACGGAUCCUAUUCUUCCGGUGAUGAGCGGACCAAGGUUUACCGGUACUUUAGCAAUUCCGCCCAACAGCAGCCGCAACAGCAGCAAGAGAAACACAACCAUUUUGUAUCGUUCGGGGCGGCCUCUUCAUCGGCACUAUCAUCCGAGCAAGAUUAUGAAUCUUCCAGCGAAACGACAAACAAUUCACUAAUGGCGGAUCACCGGUAUCAGUACUGUAAAAGCUGUCGUGGUGAUAUUGAUCGAUCGUUUCUUCCACCGCAGCCGACGAUUGGUACGAGAGAUCAUUCCAAGCAAAAGCGACAACAUUGCGCCAAGUGUGGUUGUAAACGAUCGCCGGGACAGAUGCAUAAGAAGCAGGACGAUCCGAUCGUACGGUGUAUGAAAUGUGAUCGAACUAUGAAGCGAUCGCACGGUAAAGGACUACCAGCACUGUGUGCCGUCUGUACACUAACAACGGACGCGGAUCGGAAGAAUAUGUUGCACCAAAAGUUGCAUCAGGAGAAACGUUUGCACAAAGGUCGCCAUUAUUCCACACUAAUGGAUGAUGAUGACGAUGAAGCGGUACAGGUACAUCAGGCUGCUGUCGUCGGUUCACCCAAGAACAAUCCGUACAAAAUUAUCGACAUACAGUACCACGAAAGUGAUAACGAUAAUGGUGAUCUGGAUGUGUUGAAUCCGGUGAUCGUGAGGAACAAUUAUCGUAAACCACCGUACUCGCUCAACAUCGAUAAAGAUUCACUGUUUCAUCCGAGCAAGAAAACACCCGAACCGGUACUUUCGGUCAACAUUCGCAACGGGGAGGUGUUUGUGGACAAUAAGAUACGAGCGGGAGGAGUUGUUGGAGGGCCGUCACGAAUCCCUGCGAGCCCAUCCGAUGCGGAUGAAGGACAUCGGGACGAUGAAACGUCAACCGUUGGGGAUGAUAUGCUCGAUGAGCGAAUUGCCAAGUACGUUCGCCAUUACAACACGCUUUGGAUGAAGCGUGGCACCAGAAAAACCAAUGCGCACCACCAUUCGCACCAUCUGCAUCAUCUGCUGCAUGAUGAGGGUCCUCGUGAUGGGAUGAAAGAUGGCGGCGGCAAAUCAUCAUCCGGUACACGGCUUCCAUCGCUUUCGCCUCCGAAAGUGUACGUUAGUGAUCGACCGGAAAACCUCAAGAGUGACGGAUUGAAGCUGGUGGAGAAGAAAUGGGAGAUACCGGCCGUUGAACGGACAAAGGUAAACGAGAAAGGAUCGACACGGGUACUGACACAGCUCGGUGCCAUACGGAAGCAGUUGCAGCUGGAACAGCUUCAGAUGGAUGACCCAUCGUCGUACUCGAAGAAAUAUUAGAAUUUUGUUUUUCAUAUUUUACAUAUUAUCGACACUCCGUCCGCU